Penicillium robsamsonii is the source of this 3846-nucleotide messenger RNA. RefSeq lists its product as uncharacterized. NCBI's taxonomy places the organism in Eukaryota, Fungi, Ascomycota, Eurotiomycetes, Eurotiales, Aspergillaceae. The coding region runs from base 1 to 3846 and encodes 1281 amino acids. The transcript is spliced from 3 exons. Gene Ontology annotation, molecular function: histidine phosphotransfer kinase activity; phosphorelay sensor kinase activity. Gene Ontology annotation, biological process: phosphorelay signal transduction system; protein autophosphorylation. The record is from RefSeq and is a predicted model, not a curated record.
AUGGAAGUUCCUAGGACACGCCAGGAUGGCCUACAUAACGCAGAUCGCAGGGCGAGGGAGCUAUACCGCUACUACCAGCCUGCUUCCCAACCCGAGGCGGUUCCAUCUUGGCUUUCUGCGAACGAUGGAUAUCAUUUCUCUGCAGUUUCAGCCAAUACACUCACUCCACCGAUCUCCGAAGGAUCACUGCCUUCACAUAGUAGUGCGACUUCCCGACCAGCAACCGCAAUGGGCUCGGAUUCUCUCGUUCUGGACACCGCGAACACUACCAUGACGUCAUUUGCCCAGUUAGCGGCCUUGCGCUUGAACGUUGAGCGCGUGUUUAUCUCUGUUUUGGAUCGUGAUCUUCAACACAUCAUUGCCGAAGCUACAAAAUCUCUCAAUUUGAAUGAUCCCACAAUCCAUGACGACAACGAUGGCGUCUGGUUGGGGGCACCCGAUACCCGCAAGACAUGGAGUGUGUGCAAGUGGCUCCUUGAUUUUGACGCCGUUCGACAGGACAUUGUUUCACUGCCCCCCAACGACCGCGAGAAUGCAGACUAUCAAUUUCUAGUUGUGAACGACAUGACCGAAAAUGAACGCUACAAAGACCUUUCCUUCGUUGAAAAGGACCCCAAAUUUCGCUUUUUCGCUGGAACUCCCCUGACGACUGAAAAGAAUAUCAACUUGGGUUGUUUUUUCGUGUUGGAUAAAAAGCCCCGAGAUGGGUUGACACCGCUAGAGAAGGAUACACUGGGAUCUCUAUCAAUGCUUGUGGUGAACUACUUGAAGGUUUGCAGACAGGCUUCCGAAGGACGACGGGCCGCGCGCCUUUCCCGCGGGCUCAGCUAUUUCGUUGAAGGAAGUUCUAGUUUCGUGGAUAGCAUCGACCGGUCUCGCACCAACAGUGUCGGUAUUCCAUCAACAACUCCGCCGUCUUCCUUUAAUCAAAUGAGUGCCUCUGGUGGGUCUGAUGGCUCUCCUGAGUGUCGUGGGAACGGUUCAGACAAAGCAUCGCAAGAGCAAUCCAAUAGUCCACCCAACGACCGAUCACUCAGCACCGACGCGCGUUCCUUCAGCUCUGUCCCCUCCGAUCUGAAAUUGGACUACGAUUCGAAGGGCAGUAGUUCAAGAUUGGGCAGCGGCUCGAAAGUAGAAUCGGGCACUGUAGAGAGCUCUCUGCCAGAAUGGCUGACAAGCAGUAGCCGGAAUCAGCUACCACCCGAUGAUUCACAAGGCAACUCUUGGUGCUUCCGCAGAGCGGCCAAUUUACUUCGGGAGAGUCUUGACUUGAAUGGCGACAGUGGCGUCAUUUUCCUGGAGUCCAACAAUAACCCAUUGAUGGAUGCCGAUACGGGGAGCGAUUGUUCCGAGACAGGCGGACCUGCCUCUGUUCUGUCAGCAUCAACAAAUGAAGAACCAUUUGCUCCCCAGGCAGGGUCGAUGGCCACGUGUGCUGCGGCAAAUUUGGAUCGAUCCUUCCUGCAAUUGUUGCUUCGACGCUACCCCAAAGGAAAGCUAUGGUCUUUUCAUCGCGAUGGGCUCCUCUCGACAUCGGAUGAUGACGACCAACAGCCUCAAGAUAAGGGCCCUCUUGGCACCGGUGCCACCAGUCCGUCCCCACCGAGCGCAGCUGCACAACCUUCAAAGCUCGUGCGAAAACGGCGGAAAGCAGCGGAGAACGCAGUACUGAACCAGUAUUUCCCAAAUGCCGCGCAAAUUAUGUUCGUGCCUUUAUGGAAUGCCGUUUCGUCGCAGUGGUUCGGAGGAUGUUUCUGCUGGAGCACAAUCGAGACCCAGGUGUUCACCACCUCAGUCGAGCUCAGUUCAGUGCUUGGGUUUUCAUCUUCCAUCAUGGCUGAAUAUAGCCGCGUUGAAUCCCUCAUCGCGGAUCGCCAGAAGGGUGAUUUUAUUGGGAGUAUCUCACAUGAACUCCGUAGCCCCCUUCAUGGAAUCCUGGCCGCCGCCGAAUUUUUGAACAGCACCCAUCUCAAUGAAUUCCAGGACUCGUUGCUCGAGACUGUCAAUUCAUGUGGACGAACGUUGCUGGAUACAAUGAACCAGGUACUCGAUUUCAGCAAAGUGGUGUCUUUGGAACGGACAUGGCGGUCAAUGAAACGUAAGAAAGAGUCAGCGGCCAAUUAUAAAGGAUCAGACAAGCUGGCGCAUCACUUGGAUACGUUGGUGGCUACCGAUGUGGCCAUCCUCGCCGAGGAAGUUGUUGAAGGCAUUUGUCUCGGCCAUGUGUACGGGCAGAGCUCUACCGCUUCAGCUGACCUGCCUGUAUUGAUGCCACAUCAAACAAAGUUGCAGACUCAGCGGUCCAACGUCGAAGUUGUUAUUGACGUUUCGUUUCGGGAUUGGGUCUACCGGACUCAGCCGGGCGCUUUGCGGCGCAUCAUUAUGAAUCUUUUUGGAAAUGCUAUGAAAUAUACAGAAUCUGGCCGUGUCACUAUUUCUUUAGCAGCAUCCAGUCAAUCUGAAGGACGAUCUCGCCGGCAAGGCCUCGAAGACUUGGUCACACUAACAGUAACAGACACGGGUAAAGGUAUAUCGGAAGAGUUUUUGCGCGGCAAGCUGUACACGCCCUUUGCUCAGGAAGAUGCCCUGGCCGUCGGUACUGGACUGGGAUUGUCAAUCGUUCGCAGUUUGGUCAAGGCUCUGAAUGGAAGUAUUCGAAUUCGCAGUUGUCCUGGGGAGGGUACUGUCGUAAAGGUAUCGCUCCCUCUAGAGAGGCCCGUUGGUAAGGAAAGUCCGGCCAUACAACCAUCUGGACAGCUUGUUCAACAGCAAGAGACCUUGGCCCAAACUCUUCUACUACGCCAGGGAUACCCUGGUAGACGAGUCUCCAUCUGGGGAGCGGACCCAACAAACGUGACUGCCGACUCUAACUGGUCUGAAAUUGCUCGAUACCUUUCAGACUGGUAUGGCAUGAAGAUCGUCGCAUGGACACCGGAAGCCAAUGUUGACAUUGUGCUUAUGGAUGAAACUGAUUUACCCAACUUCCGCACUAUUGCACCAUCCGCCACUUUGCCUGCUCUUCUCGUCCUAUGUCACAAGUCGGUGGAUUACACCGGGGCAAAAUCCGAGUGGUUGCCUCUUGCUUCCUCCGUCAACAUCAUCCGACGUCCCUGUGGGCCACACAAAUUAGCCCGAAGCGUAAUGAGAUGUCUGACCGAAGACCGAUCGAGAUCCGCGACACCGGUUUCCGCUCUCCAAUCACUCAGUCUACCGCUCAGGACGUCGUCAAUGCCAGCACAACCUGCACUUGGUUCGCCCUACAUGUCCCCCGUGGAUGGUAUUAACGCCCAGGAUCCGGACUGCCACCAAGUCCGCCCCAUGACGAUAUCACCACUGCAACAACCAUCGCUGGUCACCUCAUUGCCCGAGGAAAUUGCAGAAGCCCCGUUACCAGCACCACUGAUAGAAGGUGGAACCAACUCUUCGCGACUGCCACGAGUGCUUGUGGUUGAUGACAAUCGCAUAAACCUCAACCUGAUGAUGACGUUCCUCAAAAGCCGCAAUCUGACGGAGCUGGACCCAGCUGAGAAUGGCAAAUUGGCCGUCGAGGCAGUAGAGCGCAUGCAAAGUGGUUAUGAUAUUAUCUUCAUGGAUAUGUCCAUGCCUGUUAUGAAUGGUUUCGAGGCUACUCGUGCUAUCCGAUCGCUGGAGAGGGAUACGGAUGGCCGCAAGCCAGCUAUCAUCAUUGCCUUGACUGGACUUAGUAGUUCUCGCGAUGAGUCAGAUGCUAUGGCUGCUGGUGUGGACUUAUUCCUCACCAAACCCGUCUCUUUCAAAGAAGUUGCACGGCUACUGGGGGAGUGGGAAAAAGAUCGCAUGGCAACAGAGCGGAAGCUGGCAGGUUGA